Messenger RNA from Paramecium primaurelia, 501 nucleotides. The record is from the annotation of a GenBank genome assembly. Lineage: Eukaryota; Ciliophora; Oligohymenophorea; Peniculida; Parameciidae.
AUGUUAUAAGUAGUAAUGUACUAUAUAUGAAAUUUAUAGAGAUGAGCAACUUAAUUAAUAAUUUAAUUAAAAGGAGACUCGUUGGAGUAAUUGUUCACCUUUGUAUUGUAUAUGCUUAAAAUCCAAUAUUAAUUAACAAUUAUAUUAACACAGGAGAUACUAUCAUGAAAAGGUAGAUUUAGAGUUAAUAUAAAGUAAAUAUUAUUUAAUUUAGAUAAUACUAAUAAUAUUGUAGCCUAUCAAAGGGAGUUGAAAUAAUAAAUAUUCAAUAUAUUUAUGAGAAGAAAUUAAAAUAAUCUAAACUAUUAGGCUGUAAUUCGUAUUACCAUAAAAAUAUCCAAUCAAUCUUAGAAAUUAGGAUAUUCUUAAAUUUUUGAUCCUAAUUUCCAUAUAAAAAGGUUUGAUUGGAACUAUUUGAAUAUGAUUGUAAAAAUAUCAUAUUAUUUAUUCUUUCUAUCGAAAAUAACAAUAAUUAUGAGCAUCAAAAAUCACUUCUUAUGA